Hippocampus zosterae (dwarf seahorse) is the source of this 2137-nucleotide messenger RNA. RefSeq names its product N-acetylglucosamine-1-phosphodiester alpha-N-acetylglucosaminidase (gene nagpa). The coding region runs from base 104 to 1684 and encodes 526 amino acids. The record is from RefSeq and is a predicted model, not a curated record. The transcript is spliced from 12 exons. Lineage: Eukaryota; Metazoa; Chordata; Actinopteri; Syngnathiformes; Syngnathidae.
GAUUUACUUUUAGAUUCGGAAAAAAAAUAAGUGGCAAUGCUGCGUGACAAGAGGAGAAACCCCCCCUGACACUUUAGUUAAGGAGAGGAGCUCCUCAGUCUUAAUGGAAUCCAGACGGAUAUCCGUAAGGUUAUUGGGGAUACUUUUGUUUCUUUGUGGCUCGCUGUGGACAAGUCAAAGUCCCGGUGACGGAGUGUCGGCGAUGGGUGACAUCCAGGCGCCCUACAUGGACAUCCUGCAGCCCUACACGGAUGGCCACGGCCCUCGCCACUCUCACCGCCACGUCAGGGACUGUCAGCCCAGCAUGCACGGCAAUCGCACCCACGAGAGCUUUCGCGCCAGCAACUACAGCGGUCUACCAGUGGCUGAGUCCAGACUGAUCGUGUACAAUCUGCCUAACCGUGCCGUGACUGGUCACUUUACGGUGGUCCAUGACCCCCUGAGGACCUUGUCGGUUCUGGAGCCUGGCCAGCCAGGAGGCUGCAACAAUUCCAGCGUGUCCACGGUGGAGGAGACGUCCCGGAACGCCGGCUGUCUGUACGCGCAGAACGGCGGCUUCUUCGACACCCAUACGAAUCGGUGUUUGGGCAACGUGGUGAGCGACGGCAGGAUGGUGCGGGACAGCGGCGGCGUGCAAAACGCCCAAUUUGGCAUUCGGAGGGACGGGACCCUGGUGUUUGGGUAUCUUUCACAGGAGGAGGUUUUGGAGCAGUCCAAUCCUUUUGUCCAAUUGAUCAGCGGAGUGAUGUGGCUGCUCCGAAACGGCGAGGUGUACAUCAAUUCCAGUCUGAAGGCCGAAUGCGCCGAAACGCAGGAGACCGGCUCCUUAGACUAUUUCACCAACGUUAUAUCAGCCAGGAGUGCUUUGGGUCACGACGCCGAGGGCAGGGUGAUCUUGUUCCAGGUGGAUGGACAGACAGGAGAAAGAGGAAUGAGCCUUUGGGAGAUGGCCGACUUCCUGAAGCAAAACGGAGUCAUCAACGCCAUCAAUAUGGACGGCGGCGGGUCAUCCACCUUCGUGUCCAACGGCACCUUGGCGAACUACCCGUCGGACAAAUGCAAAGCGGACCAAAGGUGGCGCUGCGCUCGGCCAGUCUCCACCAUCUUGUGCGUCCAUUCGCGCCAUUGCCAGCCAUCGGAUUGCGGCGGACGCGGACGAUGCGUGGACGGAUUAUGUCGCUGCCGGGAGGGCUGGCGGGGCGCCGGCUGCGACUCGACGGCGUGUCAGCCGCCAUCUUGCGGCUCGCGCCGGGUCUGCACCGCCAGGGGUUGCGUCUGUGAUGCCGGAUGGAGAGGCAAGAACUGCAGUCAAGAAUGUCUGCCGGGUUUCUAUGGCAACGGCUGUAAUCAGACGUGCUCCUGCAUGAACGGCGGCUCGUGCCAUCACAUCCACGGAGGCUGCAGCUGCGCUCCGGGGUUCUCCGGAACAACCUGUGAAGAAGAUGGACGCUUAAAGGCCAAAGAGCGGGAGCAAGAAACUGGUUAUCUAACGGAGACAACGUGGCUGACGCUCACCAUCAUCCUGAGCAUUCUGCUGACGCUCAGCCUCCUGGCUCUUGCCACGCGGCUUUGCAGGCAAUCACCGGCAAGUCGCACGCGUGCCAACUACGCAUACCUGCCGCUUACCCCCUCUGAGGGAGAGGAGCCCAACGGCCGAGGGCCUGCGCAAUGCGAUCUGAAAUGAAAGACAGAAGUUCGGUGACAUUUCAAACACUGGUCUAUGGCAUAAGGGUGUAAUUACAGCCGACAGUUGCCAGAGGGCGCCAAAGGUUCACAGACAAGCACGCUGGGGCUAUAGCUUUUUAGCUUACCAUUUUUUAAAAUCGUACUAAUUUCUUCAUUCCUUUAUGUUGCUUUAUACCUCUAUUUUUUUCCCUCAAUUUGUUCAUGCCGUUCUCUUUUGUUCUUUUUUUCCUUUUAUGUUCCACUUCUUAUUUCUCUUAAUUUUUAAAUAUAGAUUUUAUUUUUGCAUUCAUUCAUUUCCUGUUUUGUCUUUAUACUUUAACAAUUUUCCUCUUUUUCCCAAUUUUUAAAGUGGUCUAUUUUGGUUUACUCCCUUUUUCUCAUUUUUGUGUUCUUUAUUCCAAUUCUCUCAUUUUUUCUCCUUUUCUCAAUAAAACUUUUUUCCUCCCUAAAA